AUGUCGACGCUGGGCACGAGUUAUUAUGUUGACUCGCGUGUUCUUCCCGAGCAGGAAGAUAUGGCACCGAGGUACUCAUCAGCUGCAGGGGUGGAGCAGACGCUGCUCACCGAAUAUGGCGGACAGGAGUCUUGUCCUUUGCAGGGGAAAUCUUCUAUUUUCGGUGGAUCUUGGAGUCCCAUCCCGGCCCACCCUCCGAACACAGCCGCCCCGACCUACAUACAUCACCACUACACGAACGGCGACAGCGAUGGCAUGUUUACGCGCUCCUGGGCGAUGGACCCGGUCUCUGCGUCCCUGUGUUUGACGGGAUUACCGUCGGCGGCCAUGCACUAUGAUAUCAAACCCGAGCCUCUGAUUGGGAGCGCUGAAUGUACAACUUUGGAGACGCACACACCUCUUUUGUCUGACAUUGAAAACGGAGCGUCCCUAACGGAGAUUCCCUGCGAGACCACAUCCACGUCUAAGCCCUGUGACGACAGCCCGUCAGCAGAUGGGAAGAGGGAGCGAGAUGCAAAUAACCCGUCCUCCAACUGGCUUCACGCGAAGCCCACCAGAAAAAAGCGCUGUCCGUACACAAAGCACCAAAUCCUCGAACUGGAAAAGGAGUUUCUGUUUAACAUGUACCUCCCUCGGGACCGUAGGUACGAGAUAGCCAGACAGCUGAAUUUGACCGAGAGGCAAGUGAAAAUCUGGUUUCAGAACCGCAGGAUGAAGAUGAAGAAGGAAAAUAAGGACCGGCGGAGGGACAUUUAACCCGGUUCUGAACUGAUGGAGGAUAUAUAG
This is a messenger RNA of Platichthys flesus (European flounder), 786 nucleotides long. RefSeq names its product homeobox A9b (gene hoxa9b). Gene Ontology annotation, biological process: DNA-templated transcription; regulation of transcription by RNA polymerase II; proximal/distal pattern formation. The record is from RefSeq and is a predicted model, not a curated record. The transcript is spliced from 2 exons. Gene Ontology annotation, molecular function: RNA polymerase II cis-regulatory region sequence-specific DNA binding; DNA-binding transcription factor activity, RNA polymerase II-specific. Lineage: Eukaryota; Metazoa; Chordata; Actinopteri; Pleuronectiformes; Pleuronectidae. The coding region runs from base 1 to 756 and encodes 251 amino acids. Gene Ontology annotation, cellular component: nucleus.